Messenger RNA from Gadus chalcogrammus (walleye pollock), 1719 nucleotides. RefSeq names its product XK, Kell blood group complex subunit-related family, member 6a (gene xkr6a). NCBI's taxonomy places the organism in Eukaryota, Metazoa, Chordata, Actinopteri, Gadiformes, Gadidae. The transcript is spliced from 4 exons. The record is from RefSeq and is a predicted model, not a curated record. Gene Ontology annotation, cellular component: plasma membrane. Gene Ontology annotation, biological process: engulfment of apoptotic cell; phosphatidylserine exposure on apoptotic cell surface; apoptotic process involved in development. The coding region runs from base 1 to 1719 and encodes 572 amino acids.
AUGGCCGCGCAGUCGGACGGCGGGAAAGCCGGGGUGACGUACGGCGGGUUCGCGCAGCUGUACGAGGGGCACGAGGAUGAUCCGCUGGACUCGGCCGCCAUCCACAUCUGCCAGUGCUGCCGCACGUCCUCGUGCUACUGGGGCUGCCGCUCCGCGUGCCUGGGCCACCUGGGGGGCGCGCACCCGCCCGGCGCAGUGGGCGUCCGCGAGACCCACUGCCCGCCGCGCGAGCAGCUGUGGCUGGACUGCCUCUGGAUCGUUCUCGCGCUGCUCGUGUUCUUCUGGGACGUGGGCACGGACCUGUGCCUGGCGGCGGACUACUAUGGCCGGCGGGACUACCUGUGGUUCGGCCUGACGUUGUUUUUCGUGCUUGUGCCCUCGGUGCUCGUGCAGAUCCUGAGCUUCCGAUGGUUCGUGCAGGACUACACGGGGGGGGGGCUGGGGGUGGUGGAGGGGCUGACCCGGCGGGGCGCGGCGGGGCUGAGCGCCGUGGACCCCCCCGGGAGGGACCGGCUGCGGCUGGCCUCCGUCUGGCUGUGGCAGGCCGUCAUCCACAUCCUGCAGCUGGGACAGGUGUGGAGGUACAUACGGACGCUCUACCUGGGCAUCCAGUCGCGGCGGCAGCGCGAGCACCAGCGGCGCUGGUACUGGGCCAUGAUGUUUGAGUACGCCGACGUCAACAUGCUGCGGCUGCUGGAGACCUUCCUGGAGUCGGCGCCCCAGCUGGUCCUCCAGCUGUGCAUCAUGAUCCAGGAGAACCGUGCAGAGAGACUGCAGUGCGUGUCAUCCCUGGCCUCGCUCCUCUCCCUGGCCUGGGUGUUGGCCUCCUACCACAAGCUGCUGCGGGACUCGCGGGACGACCAGCGCAGCAUGAGCUACCGCGGUGCGCUGCUGCACCUGCUGUGGCGUCUGCUGACCAUCUCGUCGCGGGUGUUAUCACUGGCGCUGUUCGCCUCGCUCUUCCACCUCUACUUCGGCAUCUUCGUGGUGCUGCACUGGUGCGCCAUGGCCUUCUGGGUAGUGCACGGAGGCACAGACUUCUGCAUGUCCAAGUGGGAGGAGGUGCUGUUCAACAUGGUGGUGGGCAUCGUGUACAUCUUCUGCUGGUUCAACGUGCAGGAGGGCCGCACACGCUACCGCAUGCUGGCCUACUACAGCGUGGUGCUGGCCGAGAACACCCUGCUCACAGGCCUCUGGUAUGCAUACCGGGACCCGGCUCUGACCGACUGGUAUGCGUCUGAGGCGCUGUGCGGCGUGUACCUGUGCUUCGCCGGCGGCGUCCUGGUCAUGCUGCUGUACUACGGCUUCCUCCACCCGGCCUCCGCCCACCUCUCGCCCAGCCCCGCCUCCUCCUGCUGCGCCCAGCUGCUGUGGGGGCUCCCGCUGCCCCCCUCAGCCCCUCCCUCCGCCCCACCCACCCCGGCGCACCUGGCCCGCUCGCAGACGGAGGAGGACCUGGCCGACGACACCUGCCUGCCCGUGUUCCAGGUGCGCUCCUCGGCCUCGGCGGCGGCAGCGGCGGCGGCCAGGCUGGAGGGCCCGCUCAUCAAGAUCGACAUGCCCAGGAAGAGGUAUCCGGCCUGGGACGCGCACUACGUGGACCGCCGGCUGCGGCGCACCAUCAACAUCUUGCAGUACAUCACGCCGGCCGCCGUUGGAAUCCGCUACCGUGACGGCCCACUGCUCUACGAGCUGCUGCAGUACGAGUCCUCGCUCUGA